Messenger RNA from Diceros bicornis minor, 3247 nucleotides. RefSeq names its product signal transducer and activator of transcription 6 (gene STAT6). Gene Ontology annotation, biological process: cytokine-mediated signaling pathway; regulation of transcription by RNA polymerase II; defense response. NCBI's taxonomy places the organism in Eukaryota, Metazoa, Chordata, Mammalia, Perissodactyla, Rhinocerotidae. The record is from RefSeq and is a predicted model, not a curated record. The transcript is spliced from 22 exons. Gene Ontology annotation, molecular function: RNA polymerase II cis-regulatory region sequence-specific DNA binding; DNA-binding transcription factor activity, RNA polymerase II-specific. Bases 167 to 2710 code for a protein of 847 amino acids.
UGUGUGUGUGUGUUUCUUUUCGGUGGUGGUGGUGGAGGGGGGGUGCUGGCAGGGCCAGCCCCGAACUCGCUGGACAGAGCUACAGACUCAUGGGGCCUGGCAGUGCCCGCUGAGAGAGGGAGAAGACAGCAGAGGGGUUGCCAAGGCACCCUCCUAACCCCAGAUCAUGUCUCUGUGGGGUCUGGUCCUCAAGAUGCCCCCAGAAAAGCUGCAGCGGCUCUAUGUCGACUUUCCCCAACACCUGCGGCAUCUUCUGGGUGACUGGCUGGAGAACCAGCCCUGGGAGUUCCUGGUUGGCUCAGAUGCCUUCUGCUGCAACAUGGCCAGCGCCCUACUUUCCACCACUGUCCAGCGCCUUCAGACCUCAGCCGGAGAGCAGGGGGAGGGAAGCGCCAUCUUGCAACACAUCAGCACCCUGGAGAGCAUAUAUCAGAGGGACCCCCUGAAGCUGGUGGCCUCUUUCAAACAAAUACUGCAAGGAGAGAAAAAUGCUGUUAGGGAACAGUUCGGCCAUCUGCCAGCACCCUUCCACUGGAAGCAGGAGGAACUCAAGUUUAACACAGUCCUGCAGAGGCUGCAGCACCGACUGGGGGAAGCCCGCCUACUCCGAGAAGCCGUGCAGCAGGAGGCUGAGGCUGGCCAAGUGUCUCUGCACAGCUUGAUAGAAACUCCUGCCAAUGGGACUGGGCCAAGUGAGGCUCUGGCCACGGUGCUGCAGGAGACUGUCGGGGAGCUGGAGGCUGCCAAGGCCCUGGUGCUGAAGAGGAUUCAGAUGUGGAAGCGGCAGCAGCAGCUGGCAGGGAAUGGUGCCCCCUUUGAGGAGAGCCUGGCCCCACUACAGGAGAGGUGUGAGAGCCUGGUGGACAUUUAUUCCCAGCUGCAGCAGGAGGUGGGGGCAGCUAGUGGGGAGCUUGAGCCCAAGACCCGGGCAGCGCUGAUUAGCCGGCUAGAUGAAGUCCUGCGAACCCUCGUCACCAGCUCUUUCCUGGUGGAGAAGCAGCCCCCGCAGGUUCUGAAGACUCAGACCAAGUUCCAGGCUGGGGUUCGAUUCCUGCUAGGCCUACGGUUCCUGGGGGCCCCGGCCAAGCCUCCGCUGGUCAGGGCUGACAUGGUGACCGAGAAGCAGGCGAGGGAGCUGAGCAUGCCCCAGGGGCCUGGGGCUGGCGCAGAAAGCAGUGGGGAAAUCAUCAACAACACCGUGCCCCUGGAGAACAGCAUUCCUGGGAACUGCUGCUCUGCCCUUUUCAAGAACCUGCUUCUGAAGAAAAUCAAGCGGUGUGAGCGGAAGGGCACUGAAUCUGUCACCGAGGAGAAGUGUGCGGUGCUCUUCUCCACUAGCUUCACGCUCGGCCCCAACAAACUCCCCAUCCAGCUCCAGGCUCUGUCUCUGCCCUUGGUGGUCAUCGUCCAUGGCAACCAAGACAACAAUGCCAAAGCUACCAUCCUGUGGGACAAUGCCUUCUCUGAAAUGGACCGUGUGCCCUUUGUGGUGGCUGAGCGUGUGCCCUGGGAGAAGAUGUGUGAAACUCUGAACCUCAAGUUCAUGGCUGAGGUGGGGACCAACCGGGGGCUGCUCCCAGAGCACUUCUUCUUCCUGGCCCAGAAGAUCUUCAACGACAACAGCCUCAGCAUGGAUGCCUUCCAGCACCGUUCUGUGUCCUGGUCACAGUUCAACAAGGAGAUCCUGCUGGGUCGUGGCUUCACCUUUUGGCAGUGGUUCGACGGUGUCCUGGACCUCACCAAACGCUGUCUCCGGAGCUACUGGUCAGAUCGGCUGAUCAUUGGCUUCAUCAGCAAACAAUACGUCAAUAGCCUUCUUCUCAACCAGUCUGAUGGAACAUUCCUCCUUCGCUUCAGCGACUCAGAGAUUGGGGGCAUCACCAUUGCCCACGUCAUCCGGGGCCAGGAUGGAUCCCCACAGAUAGAGAACAUCCAGCCCUUCUCUGCCAAAGACCUGUCCAUUCGCUCACUGGGGGACCGAAUCCGGGACCUUGAUCAGCUCAAAAAUCUCUACCCUAAGAAACCCAAGGACGAGGCUUUCCGGAGUCACUACAAGCCUGAACAGAUGGGUAAGGAUGGCAGGGGUUAUGUCCCAGCUACCAUCAAGAUGACUGUGGAAAGGGACCAGCCACUUCCCACCCCAGAGCCCCAAAUGCCUACCAUGAUGCCCACUUACGAUCUUGGAAUGGCUCCUGACUCCUCCAUGAACAUGCAGCUUGGCCCUGAUGUGGUGCCCCAAGUGUACUCACCACUCUCCCAGUCCAUGUCCUCGUACCAAGCCCUCCCCCGGGAAGAAUCGGUCAGUGUGUUGCCAGCCUUCCCGGAAUCGCACUUGCAGAUGCCCCCCAACCUGAGCCAGAUGAGCCUGCCCUUUGACCAACCUCACCCCCAGGGCCUGCUGCCAUGCCAGCCUCAGGAGCAUGCCGUGUCCAGCCCUGAGCCCCUUCUCUGCUCAGAUGUGGCCAUGGCGGAAGAUAGCUGCCUGAGCCAGUCAGUGGGAGGGUUCCCUCAGGGCACCUGGGUCAGUGAAGACAUGUUCCCGCCCCUGCUGCCGCCCACUGAACAGGACCUCACCAAGCUUCUCCUGGAGGGGCAAGGGGAGUCAGGGGGAGGGCCCUUGGGAGCCCAGGCCCUCCUGCAGCCGUCCCCCUAUGGGCAGUCUGGGAUCUCAAUGUCCCACCUGGACCUAAGGGCCAACCCCAGUUGGUGAUCCCAGCUGGAGAGGGAGACCAGAGAGACAGCUCCUCUACCCCCACGGACCUCUCUGGACACCUGCCCAUGCUCCUGCCAAGCAGCAGAUGGGGUGCGUGUCCUCCUAUCCCCACCUACUCCCUGGUCAGGAGAAAGACUGCCAGGAGAAGGCACAGGGGGUGCAGCCUAUCCACUCCUUCUCUCCUACCACACACCCCUUCAGGUUCCAAAGUGAGACACGGCUCAACAUGCCUGCACACGCAGAAUGCACACACACUGCUCUCCCUGGGAGGUGGGGCUGAGCAGGAAGGGAGCUGGGCAAGCGCAGGUUAGGGCAUGAAGGGCUUCUCCACCCAUCCUGAGCCAGGGUCCAGGACACACGUGUAGACGCGUGCACACACUUGCACUGGAGGCUGGGGAUGGAGGAAUGGGCUUGGGUCCCAGCCUGGGGGGAUGAGGAAGCAGUUCAGGAGACCCCGGGUGGGAAGAGAGGAAUAGUCUGUACAUUUGGUUACUGAUGUGGGUUUUGCUCAGAUUAAAAAACAAAUCAUAAACA